This is a messenger RNA of Stomoxys calcitrans (stable fly), 3242 nucleotides long. Its product is annotated as glycogen phosphorylase. NCBI's taxonomy places the organism in Eukaryota, Metazoa, Arthropoda, Insecta, Diptera, Muscidae. The record is from RefSeq and is a predicted model, not a curated record. The transcript is spliced from 4 exons. Gene Ontology annotation, cellular component: cytoplasm. The coding region runs from base 206 to 2740 and encodes 844 amino acids. Gene Ontology annotation, molecular function: pyridoxal phosphate binding; glycogen phosphorylase activity. Gene Ontology annotation, biological process: glycogen catabolic process.
AGCAAUAGUACUCCAGAAUUCGUGGCAAAAAAUAGUCGGUUGUUGUUCGUUGUUGUGUUCACUCGGUCUUCGUUGCUGCAUUUGAUUUAGUUGUUGGGCAGGCAAAGCAAAAAGCAAUAAAUUAAAAAAAAAAUUGCCAAUUGCCGUGUGAGAAAGUGAAAAUUAAUAAUUUUGGAACUGUGUGGUUAUAACUACAAACAGAACGAUGUCUAAGCCACAAUCAGAUGCCGAUAGACGCAAGCAAAUAUCCGUCCGCGGUAUUGCCGAAGUCGGGAAUGUGACCGAAGUGAAGAAGAAUUUCAAUCGUCAUUUGCAUUACACCUUGGUCAAGGAUCGUAAUGUGGCCACUUUGCGCGAUUACUAUUUUGCCUUGGCCAAUACCGUUAAGGAUAACAUGGUCGGCCGCUGGAUCCGUACCCAGCAAAACUAUUAUGAGAAGGAUCCAAAGCGUGUCUACUAUCUAUCCUUGGAAUACUAUAUGGGCCGUUCUCUGACAAACACCAUGAUCAACUUGGGUGUCCAAAGUGAAUGCGAAGAAGCCAUGUACCAAUUGGGCCUCGAUAUCGAGAGCUUGGAGGAAAUGGAAGAAGAUGCCGGUUUGGGUAACGGUGGCCUGGGUCGCUUAGCCGCCUGUUUCCUUGAUUCAAUGGCUACACUCGGUUUGGCUGCCUACGGUUAUGGCAUUCGCUAUGAAUAUGGUAUUUUCGCCCAGAAGAUCAAGAAUGGUGAACAGAUUGAGGAACCCGAUGAUUGGUUGCGUUAUGGCAACCCAUGGGAAAAGGCCAGACCAGAGUUUAUGUUGCCUGUCCGUUUCUAUGGACGCGUUAUGGAUACACCCGAAGGCAAGAAGUGGGUUGAUACGCAAGUUGUUUAUGCCAUGCCAUAUGACAAUCCCAUUCCUGGUUAUGGCAACAACUAUGUUAACACCUUGAGAUUGUGGUCCGCAAAAUCUCCCAUUGAUUUCAAUUUGAAAUUCUUCAAUGAUGGUGAUUACAUUCAGGCUGUUUUGGACCGUAACUUGGCAGAGAACAUUUCCCGGGUCUUGUAUCCCAAUGAUAACUUCUUUGAGGGCAAAGAAUUGCGUUUGAAACAGGAGUACUUCAUGGUUGCUGCCACCCUGCAGGAUAUUGUCAGACGUUAUAAGGCAUCCAAGUUUGGAUCACGCGAAGCCGUGCGCACCAACUUCGAUCACUUCCCCGAAAAGGUGGCCAUUCAAUUGAAUGACACCCAUCCGUCUUUGGCCAUUCCCGAACUUAUGCGUAUUUUGAUGGACGAAGAGCAUUUGGAUUGGGACAAGGCCUGGGAGAUCACUGUACGUACCUGUGCCUAUACCAACCACACCGUCCUGCCCGAAGCUUUGGAACGCUGGCCCGUUUCCAUGCUUGACUCCAUUUUACCCCGUCAUUUGCAAAUUAUCUACCACAUCAAUUUCUUGCACUUGGAAAAUAUCAAGAAACGUUAUCCUGGUGACUUGGAUCGUAUGCGUCGCAUGUCCUUGGUUGAAGAAGAUGGUGAGAAACGCAUUAAUAUGGCCCAUUUGUCCAUUGUGGGUUCACAUGCAGUCAACGGUGUGGCCGCUAUCCAUUCUCAAAUUCUGAAGGACGAUUUGUUCCACUUGUUCUAUGAAAUGGAACCCCACAAAUUCCAGAACAAAACAAACGGCAUCACUCCCCGUCGUUGGUUGUUGAUGUGCAAUCCCGGCUUGUCCGAUCUCAUCAGCGAAAAGAUUGGCACAGAAUGGCCCGUCCAUUUGGAUCAAUUGGUGGCCCUUAAGAAAUGGGCCAAGGAUCCAAACUUCCAGCGUGACGUUGCCCGCGUCAAGCAAGAGAACAAAUUGAAAUUGGCCCAGAUUUUGGAAAAGGAUUAUGGCGUGAAAGUAAAUCCUGCCUCUAUGUUUGACAUCCAGGUCAAACGUAUUCAUGAAUACAAACGUCAGUUGUUGAACUGUCUGCACAUCAUCACUUUGUACAAUCGAAUUAAGAAGGAUCCCACUGCCCAGUUUGCUCCACGCACAAUUAUGAUUGGUGGUAAAGCUGCUCCUGGCUAUUAUGUAGCCAAACAAAUUAUCAAGUUGAUCUGUGCUGUUGGUAAUGUAGUCAACAACGAUCCCAUUGUGGGUGACAAACUUAAGGUGAUUUUCUUGGAGAACUACCGCGUCACCUUGGCCGAGAAGAUUAUGCCCGCUGCCGAUUUGUCUGAGCAAAUCUCCACAGCUGGUACGGAGGCCAGUGGUACUGGAAACAUGAAAUUCAUGUUAAACGGUGCCCUUACCAUUGGCACCUUGGACGGUGCCAACGUUGAGAUGGCCGAGGAAAUGGGCAAUGAAAACAUCUUUAUCUUUGGCAUGACUGUAACAGAAGUUGAGGCUCUGAAGAAGAAGGGCUACAAUGCCUAUGAUUACUACAACAGUAACCCCGAGAUCAAGCAGUGCGUGGAUCAAAUAUCUGGUGGCUUCUUUAGCCCUGGCAAUCCUCAUGAAUUCAAGAACAUUGCUGAUAUUUUGUUGAAAUAUGAUCAUUAUUAUCUUUUGGCUGAUUACGAAGCCUACAUCAAGGCCCAGGAUGCUGUCUCAAAAACGUAUCAGAAUCAAGCCAAAUGGUUGGAGAUGUCCAUUAACAACAUAGCAUCCAGUGGUAAAUUCUCCUCGGAUCGUACUAUUGCUGAAUAUGCUCGUGAAAUCUGGGGCGUUGAGCCCACCUGGCAGAAAUUGCCAGCACCUGAAGAUGCGCCUGCCAACUAAAGUGUAUAGGGAAACGAUCCCAAGUCAAAUACAUUUUUUAUUAACAUACACACCCACACACCCACACAUAUAUAACAUACAUUAAGUUUAAGCUAAAUUUUCUUUUAUAAAAAAUUGAUCGAAAUCUCUCUAUGAUUAUGAAGAAGAAUGCACAACAUAACAAACAAAUCAAUGAAAACUAGAGCAGCAUUAGGUCGCACACAACGCCUAUGGAAAUGAACAAAGUUUCUAUUUUAUUAAAUAUAGUAAGUGUUAAAUAAAUACAAAAAUAAACCGUAAAACAAAACAACAAGUAGGCCAAGGUCUUACUCCAAAUAGCAUAAAAACCAUGUUAAAUUAGAAGAAAUUUGUUGAAAUUAUAUUGAAUCACCUUGUGAAACACCACCUCAGGAAAUUAAAUUUUAGUGAAAUGUUGAAGAUAAAAAGAAAUACUCAAAAUGUUAACCAUUUGAUGCAACUACAACAUUUAAAAAACAUCUUAAAAUAAACUAAAAAACUGAAA